AUGCUGGUGCACGCUUAUUCCGCCAUGGAGCGCCCCGACGGGCUGGGUGCAGCGGCUGGCGGAGCCCGCCUGUCGUCUUUACCCCAGGCAGCCUAUGGGCCGGCGCCGCCGCUCUGCCACACGCCGGCUGCCGCCGCUGCCGCCGACUUUCAGCCGCCCUACUUCCCGCCGCCCUACCCGCAGCCGCCGCUGCCCUACGGCCAGGCCCCGGAUGCCGCCGCCGCCUUUCCCCACCUGGCCGGGGACCCGUAUGGCGGCCUGGCGCCCCUGGCGCAGUCGCAGCCUCCACAGGCCGCUUGGGCCGCUCCCCGCGCUGCCGCCCGCGCCCACGACGAACCGCCCGGCCUGCUGGCGCCGCCCCCCCGCGCCCUGGGCCUGGACCUGCGCCGCGACUACACCGCCACUGUGCCCCGGCUCCUGCACGGCCUGGCCGACGGCGCGCAUGGCCUGGCCGAUGCGCCCCUUGGCCUCCCCGGGCUGGCAGCGCCGCCCAACCUGGAAGACCUGCAGGCCAUGGAUGAGCCGGGAAUGAGCCUCCUGGACCAGUCUGUGAUAAAGAAAGUCCCCAUCUCCUCCAAAGCCAGCAGCCUCUCAGCCCUCUCAUUGGCCAAAGACAGCCUGGUUGGUGGCAUCACGAACCCCAGUGAGGUCUUCUGCUCUGUGCCUGGCCGGCUCUCACUGCUCAGCUCAACAUCCAAGUACAAGGUGACGGUGGGGGAGGUGCAGCGGCGACUCUCGCCUCCUGAGUGCCUCAACGCUUCCCUCCUGGGGGGCGUCCUCCGCAGGGCCAAGUCCAAGAAUGGAGGCCGGUGCCUGAGGGAACGGCUGGAGAAGAUCGGGCUCAACCUGCCAGCAGGCCGGCGCAAGGCUGCCAAUGUGACGCUGCUGACUUCACUGGUGGAGGGAGAGGCCGUGCACCUGGCCCGAGACUUCGGCUAUGUCUGUGAGACUGAGUUCCCAGCCAAGGCAGCUGCCGAGUACCUGUGCCGACAGCACGCUGACCCCGGGGAACUGCACAGCCGCAAAAACAUGCUGCUGGCUGCCAAGCAGAUCUGUAAGGAGUUUGCGGACUUGAUGGCUCAGGACCGCUCACCACUGGGCAACAGCCGUCCAGCACUCAUCCUGGAGCCCGGCGUGCAGAGUUGCCUGACACACUUUAGCCUCAUCACGCAUGGCUUUGGAGGGCCCGCCAUCUGUGCUGCCCUCACUGCCUUCCAGAACUACUUGCUGGAGUCACUCAAGGGGCUGGACAAGAUGUUUCUAAGCAGUGCGGGCAGUGGGCAUGGUGACACCAAGGCUUCGGAAAAGGAUGGCAAGCAUCGGAAAUAAUCACUCCCCAAGGCCACCCUUAGGGGUUCCACAGGUCUGAAAUGAGGCCUUAGCUCCUGGGGGUGGGCAGUGUUGGGGUUGAGGUCAGACCAGGAAGAGACCAUAUAUCCAGAAACCCGAGUUAGGGAUCUGGGUUGAAGUCAGGGGUGUAGCCUUUCUGUGGUGGUUUUUUUUUGUAAGUUAAGGGCCUGGGCAUCAGCCUCACAUGUGCUGUUUUCUGAGCUUUGAUUGUUGAGAGGGUCUUGGGCAGGAAGUUGGCAUGGAAGGGUCUGGCUCAUUAGAAUGCCUGGGCAGCAGUGGGCAUUCUUAGAGGCCAAGGCCUGUUUUUUACUGAUGGCAGGAGGGAAAGUGUUAACAAAUCAGCGGUGCUAUUGAGGGAUUAACACCCCUCAUUCCCAGAUCUACUCCCCUAGAAAAGGGGUGCUGUUAGGAGGGCCCAUAUGCUCUUUGGACCCCUUCUAUUCUGGGAAAGUGGGCAGGAGGAGUCUUCAAGGAACAAAGAACAUAAAGCACAAAUUGCAGAACUUGAAUCCAGGCUGUGUUUCACAGCCCUGUUGCUGUCUGUCCUAUUUAUUUAUAUAUGUGGUAAUUAAAUCUGGAAGUUUUAAAGUGUCCAGUGCAACUUAUUUAUCCCAAUGAGUUGGGGACUUUUGUUUUACUGUUUUUUGCUCAUGCCCCAAGACAUCCAGUUGGACCAGGAUGAAGAGGGUUUUUACUUGCA
Molecule: messenger RNA, 2050 nt
Organism: Loxodonta africana (African savanna elephant)
Lineage: Eukaryota; Metazoa; Chordata; Mammalia; Proboscidea; Elephantidae
Gene: TFAP2E
Product: transcription factor AP-2 epsilon
Exons: 7
Coding region: 1-1329 (442 amino acids)
Biological process (GO): regulation of cell population proliferation; anatomical structure development; regulation of transcription by RNA polymerase II
Cellular component (GO): nucleus
Molecular function (GO): RNA polymerase II transcription regulatory region sequence-specific DNA binding; DNA-binding transcription factor activity, RNA polymerase II-specific
Source: RefSeq, a predicted model, not a curated record